AUGGCGUCCAGUUCCACCGACCAAGUCAGCGAGGUCUUUGAAAAGGCCAAAGCUGAUUUUCUGAACGGAAUCAAAGAUCAGAAACUGCGCAGCCAGCUUCAAAAAGCGACCACAAUUGACGACAUCUGGGACUACACCGACCAGCUCCAAAAGGACCAGGGAAGUAAUAAGCGACUACGAGGCAUGAAGAGGAUCGGACCUUAUAUCGAGCGAUUGCAAGAAUACGCCGGUGUAAUCGAGGUCUUUGUUCAAGCUAAACCAGAUAUUCUUGCUCUCAUCUGGGGACCGAUCAAGCUUUUACUCCAAGUGUCGAGUAACCUCGUCGCGUCUUUCGAUGCGAUUCUUGGCGUGAUGAAGAAUAUGGGGUCCAUUCUUCCUCGAUUUAACGAAUUCGUUCCGUUGUUCAAAAACAAUGAGCGCAUGAAAUAUGUUCUGGGAUUGUUCUUCCAGGACAUUCUUGAUUUCUACCUCGUUUCUCUAAAGUUCUUUGGACUUACUCGCUGGAAAGUGUUUUUUGAGUCGCUGUGGCCAGCACGCCGGGCUGAGAUACAAGUCGUUGCUGAAAACAUAGAAAAGCAUAGGCUUUUGCUUUGCAAUGAGAUUACGCUCAACGACAUUUUGGAAGCUCACACAGCACGCAAGAAGGCUCUUGAGCACUACGCUGAGACAAGAGAAUUCCAAGAACGUCAAGACUUUCAUUCCAUGGAGACUUAUAUACACCCUCCUUCUUACGAUGAAGACCUUGAUCGCAUUCGGAAUACUAGGUGUGGAGGGACCGGUUCUUGGCUAGUUCAGGACCAGCAGUUUGUGAGUUGGGCUGAAGGAAAGGAGAAAUCCGCCCAAGUUCUAUGGCUUCAAGGGAUCCCUGGAGCAGGGAAGACCUUUCUAGCAUCUACAGCGGUUGAUAGGACGAAAGAUUUGGGUCAUUCGCUAUUUGCCCUUCUCAGUUACAGAAACGAUCUGAAGUCCCCCAUCCCUAUCUACCACUCCUUGAUCUUUCAGCUCGCAUCGCAAGAUCGAGACUUGCGAACUGUGCUAUAUUCAACUAUUAUGAACACCACUAAAGACUUGAAACGCGACCUCAAAGGUGACUCCAAAUUCGCUCUCAGCACCUUCUCAAAGUUGCUACAAGCGGCAGGUCCAACAUACAUCGCCAUUGACGGCCUCGAUGAAAUUGAUGAGUUUACCCAGCAAGCCUUUCUACAUCUACUCCUUGAUGAACUCAAGACCUUGCCCCAUGUCAAACUUCUUGUCAGUAGUAGAAGAGUUGAAAGAAUCGAAAGAAUUUUGAAGCCAGUUGCGGCGAUACUGCCAGUUGACCAGAAAAACUCUGGCUGCAUCAAGGCAUACGUUUCCCGUCGAGGUGGAGAAUGGCUCGAUAACUCAUAUUUCGAAAGUGACGCCCGCUCAGAAAUUUGGCGAUUGCUCAAUCCCUUGGCUUCGAAGGCAGAUGGUAUGUUCCUUUAUGCGAGGAUAGUAUUAGAAGAUGUGGAAAUGCUACAGGAUUUGGAUUCCAUCCGGGAUCAGCUGAGUGUCCUCCCAGAGGGUCUUGACGAGGCGUACGAGAGAAUACUUCAAAGAAUUACAAAAUAUCCAUCGAGCGCUCAGAAGCAAUGCAAGAAGAUCUUGUCAUGGAUAGCCUGCGCUCCUGUUCAGAUCACUCGUCACGAGAUGGAACAGGUUUUGAUCAUUAAGACAGAUCAUAGAAGUGUUCCUCCAGUCAGAUCCACCCUGAAUACUCUUCCCCUAUGUGGUCCACUAGUUGAAGUUGAGGAUGAGAAUCUGAAAUUUGUCCACUUCACUGUGAAGGAAUAUCUUCUUCGACAUCAAAAGAGUAAGCUUUUGGAUGAGGGGGGGGCACUUAUCGAAAUCUCAACAACCUGCUUGGCAUAUCUCUGCUCAGACCUGAUGGAUGCGGACAUCAGCGACGACGAUAUCCAGCGAAAUUUAGUAUCUGGGGCAUAUCGGCUACUCAAUUUUGCACACCGCCAGUGGGCAGAAUGCCUUAGACUUUGUACGAGGCAUUCCAGAGAUGAGUUGCCGCCACAGCUUGUCCCCUUGCUGGGCCACAUUAUGCAGGAACUCGCAAAUCCAUACUACAGCGAGGACUUGGACACAAAGUUGGGGCUCUGGAGUCUUGAUAGAUUUAAGUCAAACCUUGAAGAGAUUAAGACUAUUUCUCGUAGCCUUGACUUUAGAAGUCUUAUGGCUACUUCUUAUGACUGGCGUCUGGACGAAGGAGAAGCUUGUUGGUCGGAUUUUGAUUCCACAACUAUCUCUGCGACGACAAUACGUGUCCAUCGCAUAUUACAGAGCCUUCUUUGCGGCGGCAGCAAACAUACAAAAGAUUGUUACUGUUCAGAAAUUCAGAAGCAUUAUGGUCCUGCUGUCAACAUAUGCCCCUUCUUGUCUUGUCGAUUCCAUCAAUUCCCUUUGAGAAGCAGGGAUCUCCGCGACAAACAUAUCAGGCAGCAUGAGCGCCCCUUCAAAUGCGCCGUUGAAACUUGUGAUUACUCAACUCUCGGUUUCUGUUCUCGGGGCCAACUCGAACAGCAUCGAGUUCAGUACCACCAGAGGCUAACUGAGCUUCAUAUUCCCGGAGACCUCGAUAUCCUUCACCACGAGAACCUCAACUCACUCGUGAUGGAGUACAUUAUGAGAGAUGAAGUUCAAGAAAUAGAACGGAUUCUUCCCUCGAUUAUAUCACGAUGGCCUUCCGAGUCAGCCUUCAGAUCUUCCUUCGAGGGCUUGUUAGCCUCUCAUGGUUCUGUCGCAAUGGCCCGCCUUAUAUUUAGUGAACCAUCUUUGAUUGAUGACACAUUUUGUAUGUCGUUUGUGCCUCAAGCUAUCAAAAGUUGCAACAUCACGGUCGUUGAGUGGGUUUUCAGCAACGGCGUAAUCGCUUUACUGAAUUCCCAUGUAGUCGAGUUUCGCUUUCUCCCAGAAAUACUGGCCUCUGAUUCUAUUGAGAUUUUCAAUAUCUGGCGAAACUAUGCACUCUCUUUUGGCUCCACCGACACCAUAUUGUCCCCUAGAAUGGUGUCUAGCAAAUUGAGCCCAGUGGUAGAAUUACAAGUAGCAUCUCUCUGGACAGAGCAGUAUAAACUUGGAAAUGUUCCUGAUUAUGAAUCAAGUCUUCUCCUGAACUGGUUGGCCUCUGGGAACUGCUCUCUCGUGCUGGCUAAGGUUCUAGUCGCUUGUGGUGCCGACGUCAACCGCAUCACAAGCAGAACUAUCCUUCCUCCGUUACAUCAUGCGAUCAGGAAGACGAGCGCUGAGGCAGCUGAGCUAGCCAAGUAUCUUCUGCUAUCAGGUGCAGACCCCCGUCUAAGGAUUCUGCGGCGAUCAGGGAAGAACAAGGGGCAGGCAAUCAUUCCAUCCUCAGAGCCUGGUGCAAAAGGAAUCUCCAAGUGGUUGGGUAAGACAUGGGAUGAGCUAGUCGAAUGGGCAGCGGAACAAAGACGAAAAAGUUCAGAAGGUGGGUUGGCAUCAGCGCCUCCGACAUAUUUGGCCGAUAGAGGGUGA
This is a messenger RNA of Fusarium fujikuroi IMI 58289, 3525 nucleotides long. RefSeq lists its product as uncharacterized. The coding region runs from base 1 to 3525 and encodes 1174 amino acids. NCBI's taxonomy places the organism in Eukaryota, Fungi, Ascomycota, Sordariomycetes, Hypocreales, Nectriaceae. The record is from RefSeq and is a predicted model, not a curated record. The transcript has 7 exons.